Messenger RNA from Microstroma glucosiphilum, 2091 nucleotides. RefSeq lists its product as hypothetical. The record is from RefSeq and is a predicted model, not a curated record. Bases 1 to 2091 code for a protein of 696 amino acids. The transcript has a single exon. Lineage: Eukaryota; Fungi; Basidiomycota; Exobasidiomycetes; Microstromatales; Microstromataceae.
AUGCUCUCGCGCCGAUCCGGAUUUUCCUCUACCUUCGCCAUUGUCGCACUCUGCCUCACGCUCGGCAGCGCCUCUGUACAUGGGUCCGGCAAGCAACUCCUCGAGUAUGAUGCCCUCUCUACGACAACGUCAGAAUUGAGCGUCACCGACAUCACCAUCGAUGCGCCCGUUUCUGCCAUCACAUGUGGGGCCGCAGAGGUUGACUGGACCUGGGAUCGAGACGGAAGUCUCCCAAGCGAGCCCAUCACACUGUCGAUCAUCAACGCUACCGACUUUAGCUCCCGCAGAAAGAGGUCCUCCAAGCGACACAUCGAUUACGCGUCCGACUUGUCGCUCCACAAGAGACUCUUGAGCAAGAGGCUUUCCAGCGAAGGCACCAUUCUGAACGGGGGCAGCAACCUGCCCUUCAAUCAAAUGUCCUUCCAGUGGCAAGGCAUCGCAGUCGUGCCCGGACAAUAUCGUCUACUCCUGACCAUUGUAGCCACCAAUGAAUCGGUCGUCUCCGACCCUUUCGCCGUUGGUACUGGUCAUACCGACAGCUGCCUACCAGGCACGACAGUGACCUCGUCUGGCGCUUCGCAGAAUUCGGCUUCAAACGGACCUAGCCGUUCAGCAUCUGGUACUAGCACAGCCGCUGCAGCCGCCGCGACCACUGCCGCCAAUGCUCAGGGCGAUGACAAUGAGGGCGAUGAUGAUGAUGAUAUCUCUUCAGCUUCGUCAGCGACGGAAGGCACUGUAGCAAGUGCCACUGGCAGCAGCAGUGAUUCCCAAAGCAGCAGCAGCUCGCGUCCGUCGGCUGAUCAGACCGAGUCGCACAGUAGCAACACAGGCGCCAUUGCCGCUGGCGUGCUCGUGCCGCUACUGGUGAUCAUUGGAGGCGCCAUUGCCUUCUUCUGGCGGCGCAGGAGUCAAGCUUCAUCAGCAGCUUCCAAUGGAUCAGGCGGUGACGGGGGAGAGAGAUGGUUCGAGAAAAUCAUGCCCUCACCCUCUUCGAGCGGUGGAGCUGCUCAGCAUCGUCGUCAGAUCUCUGGGCCAGAGAUGGCUUCUGCAGCUGGUCUCGCCUCAGUCGCCAAACUAGUGCCAGCAGCCCUGCGGACAGAAAAGAACGAGGCCGCAUUGCAGCAAGCUGCCUUUGAAGGUCGCAGCCAACGCACGCGCCGAGACACUGGCGGGUCCGAAGACUCCUCUGGUUCCAACCCCGGGGGUGAGCAUUGGGUCGACUUCCGUGCUGACGAGAUGCACAACAUCGACGGUGCCCGACCGCUGAGCCCCAGCACCAUCGACAGCCAGACGUUCAGCGUCAUCGGAGGUAAUCAGCAGCUCUACUCGCAGGGUCAAAAUAUCCCACUGUCGCACUUCUCCACGUCUGGAUCAUCUGCCAAUCGCAACUCGACAUUGUCCAGCGCCGACUCUCGCGGCUCGAUUGCGACCUUCAGCACCCUAAACAAUCCUUUCAUCAACGGGCGAGAUUUGAUCGCUAGCGUCCCACAGCGUCGAUCUGCUGGCGACCUUACAGGAUCCUCUGCUAUGACCUCAACAGAUUCAGCUUCAUCUUCUUCCUCGUCAUCGUCGCCUUUCGAUGACGAGCACGCUGCUACCACAUCUACUACCCCGGCUAGCACUGAUCUCACUACCCAUCAAAGGUCAGACUCUCAGGCUACUGUCAAGCUGGAACGAUCAGACUCAGAGGGCAAAUCUGGUGUCAAGCGCAAGCCUGUUCCUCGCUUCUCUGCUGCGCCUCAGAAGGCAAGCAGGGCUGCUGCACCUACCGAAACAGAUCCCUUCAGCAAUGCAAAUGCAGUCAAUGACAGUAUCGAGCUUAUUCGAUCUUCGGUCGAGACUAACGGCGCUCCAUCGACUCCACCUAUGCCUCCCUUCAAGUUUCAUGCUGCGACGCCUUCUUCAAUUCCCGAGACUGCCAUGAGCGACACAUCAUCCAUCCAUAGAUACACACCAGAUCUGCCCACCAGCGUCACCGACGACAGCUUGGCGGCUAUCGCCCAGAGCGAUGUGGAAGGUGGUAGAGACAAGGCAUACCAUCUCAGCAUCAACCUUGGCUCGGAGAAUGGCUUCAGAAUGAGCUUCACCUAG